AGGUGGAAGUUACUAAAAGAUAGAUUUAUGACAAAAUUAUAUAUAAAACUAAUAUUAAAAUAAGUGAAAGAAAUUUCUUAACAAUAUAUGUAUAUAUAUGUAUAGAUACUACAGUGUAAAAUCUUCAUAGAGCAAAAAUGGAGAUUAUGGAAGAUGGGAAUUUGGUCGAUCGUGUAAGGAUUUUAUUACAACGAGAUAUGCAAUAUUACCAGGAAAUGCAAACUGUUCUGAGGGAACCGCUAUGCCUACGCAUCAGCGGCGGGAAACUCGAUUUUCCACGACAUGCUUCGUUCGCCGCGAUAAAGAUCGUCACAUGGUGGGAAGCGGAUUUUGUAGCCGCUUUUAAGCGCGCUUCUGGUUUAAGCGCCACCGAAAACGGCGCGUCCAGCGUCGACAGCGAGGACAGUGUCAUUAAACGGAUCCAGCCGUCCGAUUUUAUUCUGCUCGUUGUCGACACCGCUGAACAAUUGCUAGAACAUCUGCACAUGUUGAUUCAAGAAUCCUUGGAUCACGCCGAUCUCACUGUGCUCACCGCCACUUUGGGCGCAGCAGCACUGAUACGAAAUUGCUUAUGGUGUUACAAUCAGCACGCCAAAGGAACGAUUUCUUCUCAAUCAAGUGAAAAAAUUAAUAAAUCUCACAAAGCAUUCCACGAGAUGGCUGAAGCCGUGGCAGAGAGGUUGCUCGAUCUACACUGUAGAUUAAUUUCCUUGUAUAUCCUUAACGAAGCUGACUCUCUCAGCUGGCACAGCAACAAACCAUUCUUUGAAAAAGAGCGAUGCUCCUACGUUAUACAGAUGUGGUGGCUGUAUAUGCAAGGUACUAAGGCGGAUUUAUGGAACACAGUCUCGCCUAAGAUGGCACAGCGUGUAUUUUCAGAAAUGCUAAACGAGUCUCUAUCUAUCAUAGCGACGCGAUUCAUUCAUGGUCGACCGACAGUAGCACGAUCCGAACAAUUUUGGUCGGAUGCCUUUAAUGUGCUCUGCUGUACGGGAUAUCUAGCUUUAGGCGCAUGUGUCGAUGGCGAUGGAAUGAUAGGUGCACGACCGAGUAAUUUGCCGACAGCGAUAAGAGAUAUACAUGCAAAAUGUAAUGAAUUAUUAAUCUGCUUACUACUUAGGGGCACUCCUCUCAAAGCAUUGUAUCAGAUCUUUCGACACGGAUUGGAAAAUUUGGCGAUAUUGCGACCGCGAUGCAGUCCGGCCCCUUGGCUAUUAAUAUGCGCUCCAAAUUUAUUAGGAUUAGACGCGAUUGAUUCUCCAAUUGAUAUUACAACAUUAUCCGAGGACAAAGCUGUCAUUCUUGAAUUGAAUGUCAUGAGGCAUCAACCUCAACCUAGCUGGCCUCAACUGAUGAAAGUGAUAUCGAUGAACGAUUACGUCGUGGGAAAGAUGCUGCUAAAGACUUUAGUACGUCAAAACGUGGGUUUUACGUCCGUGGACGAGUGCGAUACACUUGAUAAAUCGAAGAAGGGUGAAAAGAGUUGCGGUGGUUUUUUAUGUAAUGGAUCAGCGUGCGAUAAAUCGUUAAAAAUAACUUCGGCUUUGGCAUUGUACAGUUUAUCUCACAUAUUAGUAAUAACCGUUAACGAACCGGAACGUGUAAUUAUACCCGCAUUGAAGCAGGAUCCGAACUGGUCCAAUUAUCUGGACAGACAACAGGUCUGGAAUCAGUCGAGGACACCCUGGCUCAACGCAUUGAUAAAGCCUCUGAAGAUCAUGAUGCAACCGGUGGUCGAGGUGCUUCUGGAAGCUGCGAAAACAGGUGCCAGCAUAUAUCAAGCCAUGUCAUUGGCGAUCGGUUGCUUCGCCGAGUUAUACGUGACGGCCUCGACUUCCGUUUUGCGCGCGGCCUUUGCGCUCAACGAUAACAUUCCUCUGUACUCCGGCCUCCUGGACGUGUCCGCGAAGAGCGAAAAGAACGAUGUCCAUGGUACACCGAGUUCCUCCGGGGACACGAGCGAGUUGAGCCCCUUCAAUCCUUACGAUAGGUCGACCGCCGCCACGGCGCUCGCCGAGGCGAUUUGCAGCAUCGACGAGGACAACAAGCACACGGCACAGAUAGACUCCUUUUUGCUUCUUGUAAAGGACAG
Molecule: messenger RNA, 2092 nt
Organism: Formica exsecta
Lineage: Eukaryota; Metazoa; Arthropoda; Insecta; Hymenoptera; Formicidae
Exons: 12
Source: RefSeq, a predicted model, not a curated record